Arachis stenosperma is the source of this 521-nucleotide messenger RNA. RefSeq lists its product as uncharacterized. The transcript is spliced from 2 exons. The record is from RefSeq and is a predicted model, not a curated record. Bases 93 to 308 code for a protein of 71 amino acids. NCBI's taxonomy places the organism in Eukaryota, Viridiplantae, Streptophyta, Magnoliopsida, Fabales, Fabaceae.
AAUAAGGUGAGCGAGCAGACUGACGUGAGGAGAGAGAAGAGAAGAGAAGAGAAGAGAAGAGAGAGAAAGCCCGAAAUCGAAGUGAAGCGAAAAUGGCUGGAGGAAUGGAAGCACACAAGAACAAGCACAUAGAGGAUUGGGGCGCCGCUAGGGAGAAUCUCGAGUUCAAUUUCCGCUGGACUCGCCGCAAUUUCGCUCUCGUUGGAAUCUUCGGCAUCGCCAUUCCCAUCCUCGUCUACAAAGGCAUCGUCCGUGAAUUCCAUAUGCAAGAUGAAGAUAACGGCAGACCGUACAGGAAGUUCAUGUGAAAAUGUGGACGAUGCUUCGAAAUAAUUUGAGGGUUUUAAAUGUUAGACCUUAAUGAGGCUACAACAUAUGCUUUUUAUAUAACUCGUAAAGGGUUGUGGUAAAUACUGUAGACCUAUCAAACUAUUUUAUGUUUGGCUGUUUUAAUUGAGAUUCGUGUUACGUUGUUAACUUGUUAAUGUGGUUGAAAAUCAAUAAAAUCUAUUUUCUACGAA